This is a messenger RNA of Penicillium manginii, 1839 nucleotides long. RefSeq names its product alkyl/aryl-sulfatase. The record is from RefSeq and is a predicted model, not a curated record. The coding region runs from base 1 to 1839 and encodes 612 amino acids. The transcript has a single exon. Gene Ontology annotation, biological process: dodecyl sulfate metabolic process. NCBI's taxonomy places the organism in Eukaryota, Fungi, Ascomycota, Eurotiomycetes, Eurotiales, Aspergillaceae. Gene Ontology annotation, molecular function: linear primary-alkylsulfatase activity; protein dimerization activity.
AUGACGAAUCCGCACGUUGAGCCAUCCUUCGCCGACAGAGCCGACUUUGAAAACGCUCAGCGUGGCUUCAUCAGUGCCCUCGACCCCUGCAUCAUCACUGCUGAAGACGGACGUGUCGUAUGGAACAACGAAGAAUACAAUUUUCUCAGAUCCGAGUGUCCGGCGACGGCCAACCCGAAACUAUGGCGUCAAGGCCAGUUAGCUUCCAUGCAGGGACUAUUCAAAGUCACGGAAGGAGUCUACCAAGUCCGUGGACUUGAUCUCUCAAAUAUGACUAUUGUCGAGGGAACUGAAGGCGUCAUUGUCAUCGACCCUUUGACAGCGGUAGAAUGCGCUGCCACUGCCCUAUCCUUGUACCGGCAGCAUCGCGGCGACCGGAAUGUCACGGGUGUGAUCUAUUCGCAUUCGCAUAUAGAUCAUUUCGGCGGCGCACAAGGAAUUCUCCCUCUCGCCAAAAGUCAUGAUAUCCCGAUCAUCGCGCCAGAGGGGUUUAUGGAAGAAGCUCUGAGCGAGAAUUUCUAUGCCGGUAAUGCUAUGCGGCGUCGUGCUGUCUUCAUGUACGGGACUGCUUUGCCCAAGGGCCCGGAGGGUCAAAUUGGUUGUGGAUUAGGCAUGGGAGUGCCGACUGGAGUCAACUCGCUCGUUCCACCAAACGUCACUAUCUAUAAAACAGGCGAGGAAACUGUUGUGGACGGCGUACGGAUUGUGUUCCAAAUGGUCCCUGGCUCUGAGGCACCCUCCGAGAUGAACUUUUUCUUCCCAGAUCACCGGGCAUUGUAUAUCGCCGAGUGUGCCACGCACAGCCUGCAUAAUAUCAUCACGCUUCGCGGUGCACAAGUGCGAGAUUCCAAGGCUUGGUCGCAAUAUCUGGACGAAUCGCUCUCGCUUUAUGGACAUUCAUCGGAUGUUCUUUGCGCGGGGCACGCGUGGCCGACCUGGGGCGAAAAAGAAAUCUCGGACCUUUUAUCAGAUCAACGCGAUAUGUACGCAUUUCUCCAUGAUCAAACUGUGCGCAUGAUGAAUAAGGGAUUAUCGGGGAUCGAGAUCGCCGAGGUACUCACUCUGCCGCCGUCGUUGCAAAAGAAAUGGUACUGUCAAGGAUUCUACGGAUCCGUCAGUCACAAUGUCAAGGGUAUCUAUCAAAGAUACAUUGGCUGGUUUGAUGGAAACCCUGCUCAUCUUUGGGAGCACCCUCCGAAGGAGAAUGCAGCAAGAUACAUUGAAUGCAUGGGAGGAAUCGACGAGGUUGUUCGGAAGGCAGAGGAAUUUGCAGAGCGAGGCGACUUGCGAUUCGCCGCGACCUUGCUAGGCCAUGCUGUAUCGCACGAUGCGACUCACACCAGCUCCAAAAGAGCCUUGUCUGGCGUAUUCACAAAACUUGGAUAUGGAACGGAGAAUGGAACUUGGCGUAAUUUUUAUUUGACCGGGGCUCGAGAGUUGGUUGCUGAGAAGGCGCCCCAGCCACGACAGAAUAUGGGCAAUCAAAUGCGACCAACGCAGACUGUCGAUCAAUGGCUAACUCUGCUUUCGAUCCAAUUGGAUGGUUUCAAAGCUGGGGACUCGGUAAUUGCUGUUGACAUUCAUGUGAUUGAUGAGGACACAUGGUAUAGAGUCAACAUUAGCAACGGGGCUUUGACCCAUAGAGUAGCUUCGGGUACUGGGGAAUUCGGAGGAAAACCGGGUCUUACUCUGGAACUCAAGAAGAUUGAGCUUCUAGGGGUGCUCAACGGGGAAGAAAAGCAGCAAGCGGUGCGAGAGGGGGAUUGGUCAUUGGUUCCCCAGCUUUUGUCAUUGGUGGAACACGCCAUCCCAACAGGUACGAAGAAAGUACAACUAUAA